Messenger RNA from Rhododendron vialii, 2740 nucleotides. RefSeq names its product extensin-2-like. The coding region runs from base 134 to 2740 and encodes 868 amino acids. The transcript has 4 exons. The record is from RefSeq and is a predicted model, not a curated record. Gene Ontology annotation, biological process: plant-type cell wall organization. Gene Ontology annotation, molecular function: structural constituent of cell wall. Lineage: Eukaryota; Viridiplantae; Streptophyta; Magnoliopsida; Ericales; Ericaceae.
AGUCUCAACUAAUCCCACAUGCACUUCUUUCUUUCUAAAACUCUCUCUUUGUCUAUCUCUUAAUAGAGAAGGUUUUUUUUUUUUUUUCAAUUGGCCGGACACAUUUGGUGGAAGGUUUCUAGCUAGCAAAUCAAUGAGAGUUCACGGCCGCGACCCCUCCAGCAGGGGUCGUCUCUGGCCGCAAUUGCUACUGGCAUUAGCCGUAGUUGUUGUUUCGAAUAAUGUAGUCUCGGCAGACCCUUAUACCUACUCCUCCCCUCCUCCACCAUACGAGUACAAGUCACCGCCACCUCCUUAUGUGUACAACUCUCCACCGCCUCCUUAUGUAUACAAAUCACCACCACCGCCAUCACCUUCUCCCCCUCCACCAUAUGAGUACAAGUCACCGCCACCACCCUCUCCACCGCCACCGCCACCUUAUGUGUACAAGUCACCCCCACCACCUUCUCCAUCUCCACAUCCUCCUUAUGUAUACAAGUCACCACCACCGCCAUCACCUUCUCCCCCACCACCAUAUGAGUACAAGUCACCACCACCACCCUCUCCAUCUCCACCUCCACCUUAUGUGUACAAGUCACCACCACCACCAUCACCUUCUCCUCCACCACCAUACGUAUACAAAUCCCCACCAUCGCCGCCACCACCUUACAUUUACAAAUCACCACCGCCACCAUCUCCAUCUCCACCACCACCAUACAUAUAUAAAUCACCCCCGCCACCAUCACCUUCUCCACCACCGCCAUACGGGUACAAAUCACCGCCGCCGCCAUCACCGUCUCCACCACCCCCUUAUGUGUACAAAUCACCACCACCACCAUCACCUUCUCCUCUACCACCAUACAUAUAUAAAUCCCCACCUCCGCCACCGCCUUAUGUGUACAAAUCACCACCGCCGCCAUCACCAUCCCCACCUCCCUAUUACUACAAAUCUCCACCACCACCCCACCACUCCUUGGUUGUUAAGGUGGUCGGAAAAGUCUACUGCUACAGAUGCUAUAACUGGAGCAACCCAAUGAAGUCUCAUGACAAGAAGCAUCUUAAAGGUGCUGUCGUGGAGGUGACGUGUAAGGCCGGCGAGAAGGAAAUAGUGGCAUAUGGCACAACCAAAAUCAAUGGCAAAUACGGCAUCGUUAUUCCUGGGUUCGACUAUGGCGUGUAUGGAUCCCACGCUUGUGUGGCCAAACUCCACAGCCCUCCGAAAGACUCUCCGUGCAACAUCCCCACAGAUCUCCACAGGGGCAUCAAAGGUGCAGAGCUCAAAGUGAAGUCCAAGACUGAUUAUGAAGUUGUGCUCUCUGCCAAGUCUUUUGCUUAUGCUCCCAAGACCCCUUACGAGGAGUGUCAAAAGACCAAGCCAAGUCCACCACCAUAUAUCUACAAGUCUCCACCACCACCAUCACCGUACCCACCCCCACCUUACGUCUACAAGUCCCCCCCACCACCGUCUCCAUCCCCUCCUCCGCCUUACAUCCACAAGUCUCCACCGCCACCAUCACCAUACCCUCCUCCACCUUAUGUCUACAAAUCCCCACCACCACCGUCUCCAUCCCCUCCUCCACCAUACGUCUAUAAAUCUCCACCACCGCCUUCCCCUUCACCCCCUCCUCCAUAUGUUUACAAGUCACCACCGCCGCCAUCUUAUGUUUACAAAUCUCCACCACCACCGUCACCGUCUCCUCCACCACCUUAUAUCUACAAGUCUCCACCACCACCAUCACCGUCCCCUCCUCCACCUUACAUCUACAAGUCCCCACCACCACCUUCACCCUCUCCCCCUCCUCCCUAUCUCUACAAGUCCCCACCACCGCCUUCACCAUCCCCUCCUCCACCUUACGUCUACAAAUCUCCGCCACCACCAUCUCCAUACCCUCAUCCACCUUACGUCUAUAAGUCCCCACCACCACCAUCUCCAUCACCUCCUCCACCUUAUGUCUAUAAAUCUCCACCACCGCCUUAUGUCUACAAGUCUCCACCACCACCGUCACCUUCCCCUCCACCACCUUACGUCUACAAAUCCCCACCACCUCCUUCCCCUUCUCCUCCUCCUCCAUAUGUCUACAAGUCCCCACCACCACCUUCUCCGUCCUCUCCACCACCUUAUGUUUACAAAUCUCCACCACCACCGUCCCCGUCCCCUCCACCACCUUACGUCUACCAAUCUCCACCACCACCAUUACUGUCUCCUCCUCCACCUUACGUCUACAAGUCUCCACCACCACCAUCUCCGUCCCCUCCUCCACCUUACAUCUACAAAUCCCCACCACCGCCUUCCCCCUCUCCCCCUCCUCCUUAUGUCUACAAGUCCCCUCCACCACCAUCUCCAUCCCCUCCUCCACCUUACGUCUACAAAUCCCCACCACCACCUUCCCCCUCUCCCCCUCCUCCCUAUGUAUACAAGUCUCCACCACCCCCAUCUCCGUCACCUCCACCACCUUAUGUUUACCAGUCUCCACCGCCACCUUCCCCGUCCCCUCCUCCACCUUACAUCUACAAGUCUCCACCACCGCCGCCUUCCCCCUCUCCCCCUCCUCCCUAUCUCUACAAGUCCCCACCACCACCUUAUGUCUACAAGUCCCCACCACCACCGUCUCCCUCUCCUCCACCUCCGUAUGUCUACAAUUCUCCACCUCCCCCUUCUCCUUCUCCUCCACCCCCGUACUACUACACAUCACCUCCCCCGCCUAUGAAGUCACCUCCACCACCAGUCUAUGUCUACGCUUCACCACCCCCUCCCUACUAA